UCGUUGAUGGAGGCAUCUCUUUUGGUUGUCCCUUUAUUGCAUUGCAACACCAUCAAAAGAACAGAUUCUCCCGCCACUUAUAUACACCUCCACAUCCCCUCCAUUCUCCAUUCUCAUGCCACAAAAAUCAAACAUUCAAUUUCAGGUUCCCAAUUAAGCAGCAACAAACAACGAUCGAUCCCAAUUCGCAAGCACAGAUCGAGUUGGUCACGACCGAAUUGAUAGAGCUCGAAUUGCAUCUACCAUGGCGGCGGCGGCCUUGCUGGUAGUAGUCGUCAUGCUCGCGGCCGCCGGCGAUGGCGCGGCGGCGGCAUUGGACGCCCAGGCGGCGUACCUGGCGCGGAUGAAGCGGGAGUUCGCGGGGCCGGCCAUGGCGCGGUGGGACUUGUCGUCUUCCCCGGCUCCGGCGGAGUACUGCCGCUUCCCAGGCAUAUCCUGCGACGACGCCGACUUCAACAUCACCGGCAUCGACGUCACCUCAUGGCGGCUCACCGGCAAGCUCCCUUUAGGCCUCUGCUCGUCUCUUCCAUCUCUCCGGGAAGUCCGCAUGGCCUUCAACGACGUCCGCGGCGGCUUCCCGGCGGCGCUCCUCAACAACUGCAGCUCCCAGCUCGAGGUCCUCAACAUCAGCUACGCCGGCGUCUCCGGCCCGAUCCCGGCCGACCUCCUCUCCGCCAUGGCCGCCCUCCGCGUGCUCGACGCCUCCAACAACCUCUUCACCGGCGCCUUCCCGGCCAUGGCGCUCUCCAACCUCACAUCCCUGGAAGUCCUCAACCUCAACGAGAACCCCGGUUUCGACCACUGGCGUCCGCCGGAGUCGAUGACGAAGCUCCGGAACCUCAAGGUGCUCAUCCUCUCCACCACCUCCAUGCGCGGCGGCGUCCCGGCGUGGCUCGGCAACAUGACGGCGCUCACAGACCUCGAGCUCAGCGGCAACUUCCUCACGGGCCCCAUCCCUGACACCCUGGCCUCCCUCGUCAACCUCCGGCUCCUCGAGCUCUACUACAACGAGCUCGACGGCGCCAUCCCCGACGAGCUCGGCAACCUCACGGCGCUCGUCGACAUCGACCUCUCCGAGAACAUGCUCACCGGCGGGAUCCCGGAGCCCCUCUGCGCGCUCCCCAAUCUCCGGGUUCUCCAGCUCUACACGAACUCCCUCACCGGCGAGAUCCCGGCGGCGCUGGGGAACUCGACGAAGCUCGAGAUCCUCUCCGUCUACAGGAACCUUCUCACGGGGUCCCUCCCCGCCGACCUCGGACGCUACUCGCCGGAGUUCAAUGUCCUCGAGGUCUCCGAGAACAGCCUCACCGGCCCACUCCCCGGCUUCGCCUGCGCCGGCGGGAAGCUCCAGUACAUCCUCGUCCUCUCCAACCUCCUCACCGGCCCCAUCCCGCCGGAAUACGGCGGCUGCAGCCCUCUUCUCCGGUUCCGGCUAAGCAACAACCACUUGUCCGGCUCCGUUCCCCAAGGGGUCUUCGCGCUGCCGCACGUCUCCAUCAUCGACCUCUCCUACAACCAUUUCGAAGGAUCGAUUCCGCCCGCCAUUGCCGGAGCCAAGAACCUCACUUCCCUGUUCGCGGCGGGGAAUCGGUUGUCAGGGGAGAUUCCGCCGGAGAUCGGGGACGCCUGGAGCUUGGUGAAGCUCGAUUUGAGCAAUAAUCUGAUUGGCGGCGAGAUCCCCGGGCCGGCCAUGGCGAAGCUGGGCCGGCUGAACCAGCUGUCGCUGCAGGGGAAUCGGUUGACCGGCGAGAUCCCGUCGGAGCUGGCGGAGCUGAGGAGCUUGAAUGUGCUCAACUUGUCGGAGAACGCGCUGUCGGGGAAGAUCCCGGAGGCGCUGUGCGAGCUGCUGCCAAACUCGCUGGACUUCGCCGGGAACAACCUUUCGGGCCCGGUGCCGGCAGCGCUGAUCAAAGAAGGGUUGCUGGAGAGCGUGGCGGGGAACCCAGGGCUGUGCGUGGCGUUCCGGCUCAACCUCAGCGACCCGGCCAUGCCGCUCUGCGACGGCAAUGGCGGCGGCCGUGGCGGGAUCAGGAUGGCCGGACGGCGGUCGUGGAUCGUCGUCGCGGUCUGCGCCGUGGUGGGAGUGGCGGCGGUGAUGGCUUUAGCGCGGAGGUGGGUGCGGCGGCGGUGGGCGGCGACCGGAGCCGGGGAAGAAGACGGGACUUCGUCGUCGCCGGCGUCCGGGUGGUCGGCGUACGAGGUGACGAGCUUCCACAAGCUGAGCUUCGAUCAGCACGAGAUCAUCGAGGCGCUCAUCGACAAGAACAUCGUGGGCCACGGCGGCUCCGGCACCGUGUACAAGAUCGAGCUCAGCUCCGGGGAGCUCGUGGCGGUGAAGAAGCUCUGGGUGUCGUCCUCCAACAAGUCCGGAUCCAAGCAGAACAAGUACGGCGCCGGCGCCGGGGAAGAAGAAGAGGACCGGGAGCUGCGGACGGAGGUGGAGACGCUGGGCAGCAUCCGGCACAAGAACAUCGUGAAGCUCUACUGCUGCUACUCCGGCGCCGACAGCAAGCUGCUCGUCUACGAGUACAUGCCCAACGGCAACCUCUGGGACGCCCUCCAUGCCGGCGACAAUGGCGACGACGGCGGACUGUUAUUCCUCGACUGGCCGGCGCGCCACCGCGUGGCCAUGGGAGUGGCCCAGGGGCUAGCCUACCUCCACCACGACCUCACGCUGCCCAUCGUCCACCGCGACAUUAAAACCUCCAACAUCCUCCUGGACGCCGCCUUCGAGCCCAAGGUCGCCGACUUCGGCAUCGCCAAGGUCCUCCAGGCGCACUCCGCCAUCGCCGGCGCCACCACCACCACCAUCGCCGGCACCUACGGGUACCUGGCCCCGGAGUACGCCUACUCGUCCAAGGCGACGACAAAGUGCGACGUGUACAGCUUCGGGGUGGUGCUCAUGGAGCUGGCCACGGGGAAGAAGCCGAUCGAGCCGGAGUUCGGGGAGACGAGGGACAUCGUGCAGUGGGUGGCGGCCAAGGUGGCGGCGGCGGCGGAGGCGGAGGCGCUCGACACGCGGCUGGCGUGGAGCCCCUACAAGGAGGAGAUGGUGCAAGCGUUGCGGGUCGCCGUCCGGUGCACCUGCAGCAUCCCGGGCCUCCGCCCCGCCAUGGCCGACGUUGUCCAGAUGCUCGCCGACGCCGGCCCCGCCACCGGCCGGAAUGCCAAGGACCCCAAGCCAGUGUAAUCCCACUUCAGUUAAUUAACCAGCAUAGUAUGGUAGACCAGCAAGUGAUCAAUUAAUUAAGACUUGAGAGUGAGCACCAAUUAAUUAGGCAAAAAUUACUACCCAAGCAUAUAGAGAGAUUAUUAGUUAAUCAAGGAUCAAUGCAGGUUAACUGUUGCAAAGAUUGUUCCAUCCUGCACUACCGGAAUGAAAUAUAUAGUCUGGUAGAGUAGCUAGCUUUAUAUAUUGGGUCGUUUUCCUGACCAUCACUAGUGUAUAUGUACACUAGGCUAGCUAGGCUGCUUGGUGUUUAAGCAGAAUAUGAUGCUCUGAAUGGAUGGAGGAGCUCUAUGAACCUAUCAUGCAUAUACAUUUUGAUGAUUGUAUAUAUGCAAUGUUAGUGCAUUCCCACUUUAAAUUGUUCCUUUCUUUUUGGAUGCAA
This is a messenger RNA of Brachypodium distachyon (stiff brome), 3611 nucleotides long. Its product is annotated as receptor protein-tyrosine kinase CEPR1. Bases 245 to 3190 code for a protein of 981 amino acids. The record is from RefSeq and is a predicted model, not a curated record. Lineage: Eukaryota; Viridiplantae; Streptophyta; Magnoliopsida; Poales; Poaceae. The transcript has a single exon. Gene Ontology annotation, molecular function: ATP binding; protein kinase activity; receptor serine/threonine kinase binding. Gene Ontology annotation, biological process: protein phosphorylation.